Messenger RNA from Daldinia childiae, 654 nucleotides. RefSeq names its product UPF0644 protein PB2B4.06. The record is from RefSeq and is a predicted model, not a curated record. The transcript has 2 exons. The coding region runs from base 1 to 654 and encodes 217 amino acids. NCBI's taxonomy places the organism in Eukaryota, Fungi, Ascomycota, Sordariomycetes, Xylariales, Hypoxylaceae.
AUGGCAGCAGCACCCGCAGCGCCGAUCGUCAAUGAUCUCCUCAACCCGCCUACGGACGAGGAUACCUUGACCAUGUUCGAGCCGGAAACGGACCACGAGCGUGAGGUCGAGGAGUUCAUCAACAAUCACCCGCUCACUAAAGAGAUGCGGUCCAAAGAAGAAUUCUACGAGUCGAGACCACAUCUCAAGAUCCCAGCCCCCUACCGGGUCUACAACCUGACAGGUGGUACGCUUAUGGGGCCGGGCAGGGUGGUCGUACCGCCGGUAGCCUUCGUCGAGGCGGGCGGCAAGUCCAUAGUCUCAAUAUCGUACCUGGGCCACGAGCUAUGCGGCCACCCGGGCAUAGUGCACGGCGGGCUCCUCGCGACCAUGCUCGACGAGGGUCUGGCGCGGUGCUGUUUUGCCGCAUUGCCGCAUAAGGUGGGCUUGACUGCCAACCUAAACAUAAACUACCGUGCUCCAGCACACGCGGAUUCGUACAUUGUGCUUAGAGCCACGACGACGAAGGUAGAAGGACGUAAGGCGUGGGUCGAAGGCCGCAUCGAAACCCUGGUGGGUGAAGGCGAGACUCCGGUGGUCCUCGCGGAGGCAACAGCUUUGUUCGUGUCUCCUAAACAUGCAGCGAUGAUGAUGAACUUGUACCCAACGGCAUAA